This is a messenger RNA of Anolis carolinensis (green anole), 2054 nucleotides long. RefSeq lists its product as uncharacterized. The record is from RefSeq and is a predicted model, not a curated record. The transcript has 2 exons. Gene Ontology annotation, molecular function: nucleic acid binding; zinc ion binding. The coding region runs from base 227 to 1816 and encodes 529 amino acids. Lineage: Eukaryota; Metazoa; Chordata; Lepidosauria; Squamata; Anolidae.
AGAAGGAUAGUGUCAGAACCCUGCUACUAGAGCCUGGAUGUGGCUCUGAGUUUCAGGGUCACUGACAUUGAUAAGACACCUGCGUCCCAGGACUCGGAGGAGAAACGGCUGAUGGACUUGGCGGGGAAUUUGCGCGGGGUUUUACUGAGCGGGAAGAGACUGUUCAAAUGAGGGGGAGGGUAUAUAAAGGAGGGUUGGCCGGAGCCUCCCAUUCUUGGCUUUUCUGAUGUUCAUGUUUCCUACAGUAAAAGUUCCUGGUGAUACCACAGAGAGUCUCGUGUGUUCAUUCAGGAGCGGCUGUGGUGAGCUGACACUAAGCCAAGAAUACGGACACCAUCCCGCUGUAGCGGUGAGGUGUAACAUGCAAGUGGAGGAUGAAGAGCUCUUGGGCGCCGGAGGAGGAAGGUCGGAAAGGGCCACUCCCGAGCCGGACGCUGAGUUCCACCAGCUGGCGGCCCUGGCGUCAUCCACCGCUUAUGCCCAGCCAAAUGGGGUAACCCAGAGGCGCGGAGUGGUGCGGGGAGAUAGCACCGGAGGAGAGGAAGGUUCACCUUCCCCAGGCCCGCAAAAGAUGGUGUUUCUGGAGGAGAGGAUGUCGGCGAUGGAGACCACCCUGGCAGUGAUGUCGAGGGCGAUGGAGCGCCUGGCGGUUUUGGCGGAGCCGGAGCGAGGAAGGGAACUCCGGGCUAGCUCAAUGUGGGACGUGAGCAUGGGAAGCAGCCAGGGCUUUGCAGACCUCCCAGCACCGAAGGGAAGGGAAAUGCGAAAGGAGCCCGGUGCCCGGCCCAAGAUCCAAACGAGCCUGACGCGGGUGGAGGAGAGUGACGACGAAGGGGAAAAGCCUCCGAGAAUCCCGGCUACGCUCCCAACUGAGACCCUGGUGCCCCUGGCGAAUGCCGGGCGUGGCACAGGACAAAGGGAAGCAGCAGCGGGGCCCACUGGCCCGCAAGGGGGCUUGCGACGGGCGGAGAAUUGGGGAUUGCCACCACAGGGACCCCUACCGAGACGAGAGGAACUAAGGAUCGAGUUUGGGGGAGAGUCCUCUGAACUGGAUUUUUUCCUGACCACGGUGAGGGGCUAUAUGGAGGACAAUGCCCACACUUUUAGAACGGAAUCCAGCCGGGUACGGGCCAUUGGUGCAGUGUUGAAGAGGGGAGCGGCCAGCUGGUACGUUCAACUACACGCGCGGCGCGACCCAUGUCUGGGGUCACUCCGACGCUUUAUGGGGGCCCUGGAGACCCGUUUCCGAGAUCCACUGGAGCAGAUCCGGGCGAGGGAGGAGUUGAAGACCGUCUCCCAGGGGCAGAGGUCGGUAUCUGAGUAUGCGGAGGAGUUCCAAUGCCUCGCUGAAAAGGUGCCGGAAUGGUCUGCAGCGACAAAGAUAGAACUCUUCAAAGAGGGGCUCAGGCGGGAGAUCCUCUCCUGGGCGGUGCAUCGUGAUGAGCCUGACACACUGCGCGGAUGGAUUCAGCUGGCGGGGCGCAUCGAGACAUCGCUGGCCCAGGCGAGGAGGCACCGAGGAGGGCUACAGCAGCGGCCGCAGAUGAAAGAGGGGAGCCGGAAGGAGGGAUCAACCCCAGCCGGGAGGAGAACGGAGCCGACAGGGAACGUGAGCACCAGCAGGAGGGGCUGCUUCGUGUGCGGCCGUUUGGGCCACAGGGCUGCCGAGUGCUGGCAGAGAAAAGGGGAAGGCGGAGGCCCGCCCAAACCAAGAGCCGUGGCAGGGAAACGCGCCGAGGAAGAACCACCGAUGAGGCACCACUCGGGGGGGUUGGACGAAGGGGAGGAGGACGCCAUGUCAGAACCCUGCUACUAGAGCCUGGAUGUGGCUCUGAGUUUCAGGGUCACUGACAUUGAUAAGACACCUGCGUCCCAGGACUCGGAGGAGAAACGGCUGAUGGACUUGGCGGGGAAUUUGCGCGGGGUUUUACUGAGCGGGAAGAGACUGUUCAAAUGAGGGGGAGGGUAUAUAAAGGAGGGUUGGCCGGAGCCUCCCAUUCUUGGCUUUUCUGAUGUUCAUGUUUCCUACAGUAAAAGUUCCUGGUGAUACCACA